AUGAUUGUAUUAGCACUGGUCGCCAAGGGCUCGCACAUCCUCGCAGAGACGCACGACCCAGCACACGAUCGAUUCCUACCGGCAGCACAGACGAUCCUCUCGCGCAUCCCACCCAACUCGUCCAAACUUUCAUACGCAUUCGAGGACUGGCUGUUCCACUAUGUCUCGCAGGACGGCAUGGUGUAUAUGGCGGUAGCCGAUGCGGAGACGGGCCGGCGGAUGCCGUUUUCCUUCCUCGCGCAUGUUCAGAAAAAGUUCCUGUCGACAUACGAAGUGCCAUCGACAACAGAUUCCUUGGAUACCGACUACUCUGCACUCACAGCCACACUAGCCAGCCUGAUCCAGCAGUUCAACACCGACCCGCAGGCGGUGGACCCCAUCGCACAGGCCAAGAACGAGCUGGCGGGGGUCAAGGACAUCAUGACGCAGAACGUCGAGCAGAUCCUCAGCCGCGGCGAACGCAUCGAGCUGCUCAUGGACCGCACCGACAACGCGGCCAACCAGAGCAUGGCCUUUCGCCGGCGCGCCGUGGGGCUCAGGCGCCAGAUGUGGUGGAAGAACGCAAAGGUCAUGGCGCUCGCUGGGUUCAGUGGCGUUGUGUUUUUGGUCUUUUUGUGGGGGGUCUUUCAUUAG
Messenger RNA from Sporisorium graminicola, 633 nucleotides. RefSeq lists its product as uncharacterized. The record is from RefSeq and is a predicted model, not a curated record. Bases 1 to 633 code for a protein of 210 amino acids. NCBI's taxonomy places the organism in Eukaryota, Fungi, Basidiomycota, Ustilaginomycetes, Ustilaginales, Ustilaginaceae. The transcript has 2 exons. Gene Ontology annotation, biological process: vesicle-mediated transport. Gene Ontology annotation, cellular component: membrane.